AUGGGUCUUUGCUUAUCGUGUCUUUCAGGGUCUCAGAGUGACGAAGAUGAUGAAACCACAUCGCUUUUGCGAAGAAGCCAGCAGAACCAGAGCCCUGAUUAUCUACAAGAGGAAGAACUAAUGAAACAACACAAACGUCAGCAAGAACUAAAUCACAUUGUUAAUGAUUUGUCAGAUAAGUUAAUUGACGUUGCUUCUUUUUUGAGCUCUAAAAAUCACGCUAACAACUAUAACAACGGUAACACGUCAAGCAGUACAAAACCAAGCUUGCUGACACAGCUCUCUACUAUGGGACUCAAUACGCAAACAAGCUUUGGUAACUUGAGCCUCGGUGAUAUACGUGAUGAAGAGACUCUGCUGGCGCUGGUACUGAGACAGUAUCCAUAUAUCUACAAUCAAUCGGAGAAAGAAAAAGUGCUUCGCAAGAGUAAGAGUUUGGGUGACUCCGUACGUCAAGCAUGUCAAGUGACUGUAUCGGAACCUUUAUAUUUGAAAUUCUAA
Messenger RNA from Lodderomyces elongisporus, 501 nucleotides. RefSeq lists its product as uncharacterized. Lineage: Eukaryota; Fungi; Ascomycota; Pichiomycetes; Serinales; Debaryomycetaceae. The record is from RefSeq and is a predicted model, not a curated record. Gene Ontology annotation, cellular component: Ragulator complex; membrane raft; late endosome membrane. Gene Ontology annotation, biological process: cholesterol homeostasis; regulation of receptor recycling; positive regulation of TOR signaling. The coding region runs from base 1 to 501 and encodes 166 amino acids. The transcript has a single exon.